This is a messenger RNA of Clarias gariepinus (North African catfish), 10120 nucleotides long. RefSeq names its product nuclear receptor binding SET domain protein 1a (gene nsd1a). Gene Ontology annotation, cellular component: chromatin; nucleus. Gene Ontology annotation, molecular function: histone H3K36 methyltransferase activity; protein binding. Gene Ontology annotation, biological process: regulation of DNA-templated transcription. The record is from RefSeq and is a predicted model, not a curated record. The coding region runs from base 456 to 6677 and encodes 2073 amino acids. The transcript has 24 exons. Lineage: Eukaryota; Metazoa; Chordata; Actinopteri; Siluriformes; Clariidae.
UGCCGGUCGGUCUCUCUCUCUCUCUCUCUCUCUCUCCCCACACACACACACACACGCACUAACACACACUCAAGGCUUUUGCUUUAACAUGACCAGGGCCACGAUCAAAACAAGCCAUGCAUUUCCAUGCAAAACGUGCUUCCGACCCGCUCACGUUCCGCACCGUAUUUAGCUGGCUCGGUGAAAGAAAGCAAGAAGCGAGGCUUUGAAUUCUUAUAAUUUUUUUCUACCGUCAACCAAUUAAUCUGGUUUCAUCUCUGUUUUUUUUUUUUACAAGAGAGUAGAAAUGAAAGCCGAGUCCAGGCCUAGCGUUGUUAGUAGUAGUCGUAGUGCCGCCGCUUUUUGCAGAUCCGGCUUUCACAAAUCGCCAAAAAGUGUCUCCUCGCCUUCCCCCGUGAGCGGAUACCGGAUGGUUUUAUCUUGACCGAGCCGUAAAUGGACGAAGCCAUGCCAACAUGAAUCGGUCGUAUAAAGUGGGCGCCCAGGAUGGCUCGGAAUGUCACCCGGGCCCUCAGUGUCCGCAGGGCACCACUUCCUGUGGGCUCCAGCAUGGCGCGAAGCAUGCGUCCUCGUUUGGAUAUAGCCAACGGGAAUCGUCCUCCAGCUACAGUCCACUCAGGAGGCUACAGGACCUGACGGCGAUGGUGAGCAGGCCCGAUAUGAGCUUACACGACAGGACCUUUCACGGCCGAGCUAAGGCACAUGUGCACGGCUCAGAGUUUGGCCUCGGCCUUGUCCACUCGGCCCAGUCGUUCGGUCGCGGCGCUGACGACAGCGUGCUUAGCCACAGAAAUCUGGACAAGAACGGCUUUUCCCCUGUGAGCUCGGACAGCCUGGAGCACAUCUCGCCAAUCCUGAAUGGAUUCCUGCAUUUUGAAUCAAGCCUCUUUGACAGUGGAGACAGCAAGGACGACCAUGAAGAAGAGGAGCGCGUGGCAGCAUUUAAACCUUCAGCUAAAAAACGCCUGAAACGGAACUCUGUGAACGCAAAGAGUUUAUCAGGUUCAGGGCUAAACCUAAGCCUGAACAGACAUGAACAUUUUGACCGGGUUCCUAAAAGUACUCCUCAGCCAGCACCAGACCCUCCUUCUAGUCCACCUCAGUUGCCUGUUGAAGUCAUGCUAAGGGAUUUUGAUAGUUCGGACGGCUACACGGAUAGCGACUGUGACCUUCCGAGCACUGAAAACUGCGCAGCGAUGUUCAACGUAGGCCUUGCUCAAAGACCAAGUUCACCUAGCAGCAGCUACUCAGAUCCUUCCAACAGCCCAAAGAAGAAACCUCUCCCAGAAGUGAAGUUUACCGUAGGCGAUGUGGUGUGGGCCAAGUUCAAUCGUAGGCCUUGGUGGCCCUGUCGCAUCUCCAUUGACCCCCAGAGUGAGAGUCACACCAGGAUGAAAGAGCCCAACAACAGGCGGUGUCGAAUGUAUUUCGUCAGGACGUUUGGGGAGAUCGUGGACCAAGCAUGGGUUCCUGGGAAAGCCACGUUCGCUUUUGAAGGAGGGCAGCAGUUUGAGAAACUUCCCGUGCUCAGGCGACGAGGCAGACAAAAAGACAUGAGUUACAAAUACAUAAUCCCAAAGCGCAUAAUGCCCUUGUGGAAAGCCAGCGUGAAGGAGGCAGAGGCAGCUCUGCCAGAGUAUCUCAGGAGUAAACUACAACUUCCCUCAAUCAGAGAAGUACACUCUUCUGUUACGGAUGACAGGACAUCCACCCCUCCGACCUUCUCCGAACUUCCCCCGUCCUCACAGAGCCCGGGUUUCUCCAACGGACACGAUCUUCCCGUCAUCGUUUCACCCAAAACGAAGGCGGGAAGUAAAAAGAAAUCACCUGCUAAAAGGAAAAACAGCUCACUGCUGAAAAGCCCUGUUGAAAUCAAAGACGAAUUGUUCUCCAAGCUGAUGUCAGGCCACACACUGGACAUUUCUAAACCACCUGCUGCUUCAAACGAUCUGGCGUCUGACUCCAGGGACUGCCCAUACUCGGAUAUUGAUUUAGUUCCCCGGAUACUGUGCCCGAAACGCUCAGAAGAGCGACUCGAAGGGGAGUCGGAUAAAGAACUUUGUGCUGAACCAAAGGCAGAACGUGCGAGUAAAAAAACGAAAAAGGUCCGAAAGACAGAGAAAGAAACGGUGUCACACAAGCCAAACAACAAGUCAACAAUCAAAAACAAAAAGUACACCACUUCAAAUGGCAGGACAUUAGAUAGCACUUCCCUGGGAUUAUCAGACGGAACGUUUGAGAUGCACUCUCACUACUUGCCGGCGAGUUGCGGCCUCAUGACCCGAGCCCUCGCAAACUACGAGGAAGAAAAGGAUGAUCUUGACUCUAGCCAUGAAUCCCAAUCAUCUUCUCCGACUCUGUCUGAUGAGCAUGAUUCAUUUUCUCCCACUCUGGAUGUAUCAGAGAGCACAGAAAAUCAAUGGCAAGUGAAAACAGAACCCAUCGUCGAUCCGGCACACCCGAUGUCUCAGCGAUACGCGGGAUCCUCAAACCCGACUUUGCUCAAGUUAACAAGAAUCCGGUCCAGCAAGGAGCCGUCUCAGAACGGGUCUCAACUCAAAACCAAAUUUCCCUCCGUCACACCUUUGGAUUCACCGGUCACUGAUUUAAAAAUUAAGAAAGAAUCAAGCAUUUCAUUUUCCUCCUCCUCCUCCUCUUCCUCCUCUGUGUCAUCCCCAUCACCUUCACCCUUGGAGACUUUCCGGGAGCGUAAAGACGUUUCUUUACAUUCUCUUGCGAAAGACGAGUCUAGUUUGGACGAUCAAAAUGCCAAGUACAAGUUCACCACCUACCUUAUGAUGUUGAAGGACAUGCACGACACCCUUGAGAAAGAGGGAAGGCCACUGACGCUGCCUCCUGCCUCUCCUUCUGCCCUUAUCAAGCAAGAACCCUCGCUCCUCCCCACACAACCCCAACCUGAACCCACAACUCCUAACAUGGUUCUUAAGAACGGUGGUCAGCCUCCUGGGGUCCAGAACGGGCCACAGGGGAAAACCACGAGCAUCCAGAAGCCAAACAAAUCUAAACCUAAAUCCACAGGAAAAAGCGAGGCUCCUAAACACGACGGUGGAAAUAGUUUGCUUCCUCUGGUUACAGACCUGAAGAAACAGAACGCGCUAGAUGUGGUUGACGUGCGAGCAGCUCCAACGGAGAAACUCGCAAAGUCCCGGUCAGAUUCUGGACUUGAUAAAAGUGGGAAGGUGGUGGUGGCGCCAAAAAAGCGCUGGCAGACGUUUGAUCCUCAGAUUGGGGACAGGGCCAAGCCAAGUGAUCAGGGAAGCGUGCUUGAGCAGGACAGGGUCAUGCCUCCUGGCAGGCUCAAUGGAGUAUUUGAGGAGAGCCACCAAAGCCCUCAGGUCAAUGCUGUGGAGAGAAAGGAUAACUCUGAGAGCAAGAGACUUCGGAAGCCAAGCAAGAGGCUGCUCGAGUGGAGCGAGGAUUACGAGUCAAACUUCACCUUGAAGAAGAAAACGAAGAAAACCCCUGAGUCCUCCAAAUCAGCGUCUUCGAUUAAUAACACUAAUGUUGGCGAGGAGACUUUGAAACCUCCACUGGCUGACGACGUGAGCUCAGCACCGGGUUGGAUACCGGAAGCGUCGCAGCACGAGCGGCGGCUCGCUCUAGAAGAGGCAGAAAACAUUCUUCCUUCACCACCUUUAUCAACUCCCCAUAAAGCUCCCACAUUCGAGGCAGAAUCGGUUGAAAAGAAAACGGGAUCUUCAGAGAGAAGAAGGCCACGUAAGCCCACGCAUAAAGUUCUGGACUUUGCAAUUGAGGACGAGAUUCUCAGGAUCACACAGAAGAAGGAGUCUAAGCAACAGGGUCAGUGGUCAGAGGAAGCAGUGGUCAAAGAUGCUCCUACAAGUUUAAAGAAAAAUGAAGUGCCUGGAACCACUCUGUCGAACACCAUUUCUAAAUCAGGUAUAACACCCAGAGCGGGUGACACACAGACGCCUUUACAGCAGCAUGCAACGCCCAGCGUCUUCCAGAUCCACAUGCCAGGAGAGAACUGCAGUCCAGCUGAGCCUAAAACUGCCGAGCGGAAACCAUGUGACAUCCCAGGUCCUUUAAACACCGAGGUGUUUGGUUCAGCACCCGAUGAGGGCAUCGUCCAGGCCAGAGACAGCUUAACUGCUGAUACGGGCUUCUCUAACAGUAAAAAGGUAUCCGAGAAGGGAGGAGGCGCAUCACUAAAGGAGAACGUGUGUCAGGUGUGUGAAAAGACAGGUGAGUUGCUGCUGUGCGAGGGACAGUGCUGUGGAGCUUUUCAUCUACAGUGUAUCGGCCUCAGCGAGACCCCGAAAGGACGCUUUGUCUGCCAGGAGUGCACUAAAGGCGUGCACACAUGUUUUGUGUGUAAGAAACCAGGCAAGGACGUCCGGCGCUGUAUGAUCCCGGUGUGUGGAAAGUUUUACCACAUGGAGUGUAUACUGAAGUUCAGCCCGACUUCCAAACAGAACCGAGGCUUCCGCUGCUCUCUCCACGUCUGUCUGUCCUGCUACAUAGCCAAUCCCACAAACCCCUCCAGCUCCAAGGGUCGCCUGACCCGCUGUGUACGAUGUCCAGUGGCAUACCACGCAAAUGACUACUGUAUGGCCGCCGGCAGUGUUCCGCUGGCCAACAACAGCUUCCUCUGUCCCAACCAUUUCACCCCCCGCAAAGGCUGCAAGAACCAUGAGCACAUCAACGUCAGCUGGUGCUUCGUCUGCUCUGAAGGGGGCAGUCUGCUGUGCUGCGAGUCCUGUCCUGCUGCCUUCCAUCGCGAGUGUCUGAACAUCGAGAUGCCCAAAGAAAGCUGGUACUGCAACGACUGUCGCGCUGGCAAGAAACCCCACUACAAGGACAUCCUGUGGGUGAAAGUGGGCCGCUACAGGUGGUGGCCAGCGGAGGUGACUCAACCCAAGAACGUACCCGAUAACAUCUCGCGUAUGAGGCACGAGGUAGGCGAGUUCCCCGUACACUUUUUCGGCUCUAAGGACUACGUGUGGACGUACCAGGCCCGCUGCUUUCCCUAUAUGGAGGGUGACGCCCACAACAAGGAGAAAAUGGGCAAAGGCACAGAUGCUGUCUAUAAAAAAGCUUUAAACGAGGCUGCUGAGCGAUUCCGAGAGCUACAGGCAGAGAAAGAGAUGAGGCAGCUUCAGGAAGAUAGGAAGAACGACAAGAAACCCCCACCAUAUAAACACAUUAAGGUGAACCGACCGGUAGGAAAGGUGCAGAUCGUGACCGCUGACCUGUCGGAGAUCCCGCGCUGUAACUGCAAAGCGACGGACGAGAACCCGUGUGGCAUGGACUCGGAGUGUAUCAACCGCAUGCUGAUGUACGAGUGUAACCCGCAGGUGUGUGCGGCAGGACAGAGGUGCCAGAACCAGUGCUUCACCAAACGCGAGUACACGCCAGUGGACAUCUUCAGGACACUGUCACGUGGCUGGGGGCUCCGUAGCAUCAACGACAUCAAGAAGGGUGCGUUUGUGAGCGAGUACGUGGGCGAGGUGAUCGACGAGGAGGAGUGUCGCGCAAGGAUCAGACACGCACAGGAGAAUGACAUCAGCAACUUCUACAUGCUCACACUGGAUAAGGACCGCAUCAUUGACGCAGGGCCAAAGGGAAACCAGGCGCGCUUUAUGAACCACUGCUGCCAGCCCAACUGUGAGACUCAAAAAUGGACCGUCAACGGGGACACGCGAGUCGGCCUCUUUGCUCUAGUGGACAUUCCUGCAGGUGUGGAGCUCACCUUCAACUAUAACCUGGAGUGUCUGGGUAACGGCAAGACGGUGUGUAAAUGCGGAGCGCCAAACUGCAGCGGCUUCCUGGGUGUGCGACCGAAGAACCAGCCUCCAUCAGAGGACAAGGUUCGGAAAGGGAAGAAGAAAAUGUCUGCAAAGAGGAAGAGCCAGCUGCAGGCGGUGAAGGAGCGCGAGGACGAAUGUUUCUACUGCGGAGACGGUGGUCAAAUCAUCUCCUGUAAGAAGCCCGGCUGCCCCAAAGUGUACCACGCCGACUGUCUGAACCUGUCCAAGAGACCCGCAGGUCGCUGGGAAUGCCCGUGGCACCAGUGUAACGAGUGCGGCAAGGAGGCGGCUUCGUUCUGUGAAAUGUGCCCCAGCUCGUACUGCCAGCAGCAUUGCGACGGCAUGCUCUUCAUCUCCAAGCUGGACGGCAAGCUUUCGUGCAGCGAGCACGACCCCUGUGGCCCCGACCCCCUGGAACCCGGAGAGAUUCGAGAGUACAUCCCAGGAAUGCCUGUCUUGUCACCACCACCGAAUGCACCCAAGUGCAGGGUAACCCCGCCCACCACCGAGGUCUACAUCCCUCCCUCUUCCAGGAAAGCGCUCCACGGAAACCGGCGCACGGUGCCCUUCGAGGAGGACGUAGUGGUGGAGGAGGACCUGCUUCCUACCUCUUCUCCCUCUAAGGGGCUGAAAGUUGACGUCAUGGCCGAGGUAGAGGACGGAGAAGUGGUGGAAGGGCUGAUCGGAGGCGAGGAGGUGGGAAUGGAGGUCAUAGAGGAAGAAGAAGAAGACGAAGAAGAAGAUGAGGAGGGAGAGAUGGACUACGACACAUUUGAAGACGAGGACAACGAGGAGUGGGAAGAUGACGACUGGUAUAACAGGAGUUGCGUGGAGGAAGACUAUGACGCUGAAGGUUUAGAGGACGAGUCGUAUAGGGGGAAGUGAGCAAUUUGCGUUUACUUUCCAUCCAUCCAUUCAUCCAUCUGUAUAUCAGUCACGUGGUCGGUCACUAGAUGGCCCCGGCCAUCUGGGCGGCAAAGUGCCGUUUCAAUGUUAGUUACACUUUGUAGCCUGUAGGAACGAAGCAGGGAAACUGAUCUCAGAUCAGCACUCCGAGAUCAGCUAACGCGCACUCAGUGGAAUGCAAAGCAACUCUUUUUGACUCUAAGAGAUGUGGGCAAAGUGCUGAGUUUGAGUAAGCAGUCAGCUUGCCUUCCUUACCCAAGUCCUUUGACAAAGGGGACUGGCAAAAUAAAGUGGUGCUGUGGACCUUUUGGCUGUCCAGUCAGAAGUCCUGGGUGUAAAGUUACCGUCUGGUGCUUCUUUGUGGUUCUUUUUUUUUGUUUGUUUUCGUUUUGUUUCGUUUUCACCAUCUCCACCUACUGUUUACAUUUUUAUCCUUGGCAAACCAUGAACAGGAAGACAUCUGGUAAGCUCAAAGUGGGGCAGCAACACUCGUCAAGACGACACCAUGUCUUAAAGAACACAUAAAGAAAUGGACUCUUAAAUGGUAAACACUGGUUCUGGUUCUGACUACAUAGAUUGGUGUUUAGUUACCUAUAUAUUUUAUAUAUUUGCAAAGCAGAAAAAAAACAGAUUCUAUGAAAGUGAGCCUUGGCCUAGAUGUGGAUAUUUAAGGUUACCAGUAGCUACCAGGACAUGUUUAGAUCCAGGAAAGUAAUAUUAGUGAUAAAGAAAUAGUGGAAGUCAUUGCGUGAGAGAUUUGAUCAGAAUCGCCUCUUAUUUCUUUCCUGUAACCCUACCACUUACCAGCCUGUGCUAAAUUAUACACUGAUCACACAUAAUAUAUAUAUAUAUAUAUAUAUACAUGGUGUAGACUCCACAAGACCUCUAAAAGUGUUUUUAAUAAGACAUUAGGAGUAGAUCCUUUAGGUCCUCUAAGGUCAGUUUGGCAUUAUCCUGCUGAAAGAGUCCACUGCCAUUUUUAAAAACACCUUUGGUCAGUCACAACGUUUAAGUUACUGUCAAAGUAAUAUCCACGGAUCCAAUGUUUCCCAGAAUCACAUGAUAUAAAAGACCAGGCCAUGUUUUUCCAUUGCUCCAUGGUGCAAUUCUGAUGCUCUCAUGCCCAUUGUAGGCACUUUUAUUGAUAGACAGGGGUCAGCAUGGGCUGUGCAACAGUAGCUACAGGAGCUCUUAUGUGAAAUCAAAGGAGAUGGGUCAGGAAUGUACUUCCUUUUGCCAGAUUUUGUAGGUGCAAACCACUGCAUACCGGGAACCAACCAAUCAGAUUCUCACGCUUGGUCAUUUUUCCAUCUUCCAACGCUUCCAAGUUUAAAAGCUAAUUGUUCACUUGCUUCCUAGAAUAAAUCCCAUUCCUUGACAGGUGCCAUAAUCAUUAACGUGAUGAAUUUUACCCAUUGAUGAUAUCAUCAGAUCAUUAGAUCAGUGUAAUUCCAGUCACAUGGGCGAAUUUCUAACAAGACCCCCUGAUCUCGCCGACGCACUUUUGGAUAUUGACCGAUUUCGGAUGAAUCAGUUGGCUUGUCCUUGUAUCUCAUUCAGAAUUUAAUAAACUCUGUAUGUAACAGUAUAGAAACAAAGCAGACUGAAAAAGAAUCAAGGGUACUCAAUGAUUUUCAGUGACCCAGCCAUGAAUUUUGAAUCUUUUUGUUUGUUUGUUUUUUACGAGCUUGAGUUGAGAGUUGCUAAAGCCCUGGCUUGUGUGGUGGAGACGACAGCAAACCCGAAAUGACCAGUUUUAUUUUCAAGGUUUAUUAUGACAUUCCAGGCAUUGGGUACGACCUCGGUGCAGACAAACUGCAAGAGGCACGUUUCUGUUCAUUCGCGUGUACACCUUUAUCUAAGCUAUUACUUAACCCGCUGUCGCCAACACCACCCUCGCACACCUCGGCUCGUGAAAGCAAACCAAACAUACUGUACUGCGCUUCGAUUCUACAACUCUCUCUUAUUUCCAUAUCAUAUUCAAUGAGUUGAAUGGUGAUACUGUAAUGGUAAACUUAUGACCAUGUGUAAUCAGAGAUCCUGUGGGGGAAAAAAACAUUUCAAGAAAUAUUCUCCAAAACUAUUUUUUCAGAGGAUUUUAAUGGUUUUGCAAAACAAACAGAAAAAGAUCUGUAUAGUCAAACGCAGAAAGACGUUAACGCGCAAGUUGGGAAUUAAAACGUAUUUUUAAGACACUGUAAAACCCAUGAGGUGUUUUUUUUUUUUUUUUUUCUCUGCACGGGGGCUUUUUUUGAAUGAUUAUAGAAUUGUCUUUUCCAAAAGUCAACUUUGAAAGAUUUUUUUGACAGACAAAAAAUUUGUAUAGAAAAACAAAUCCCAGCUAGCUCACGUUAAUUCUUUCCUCACUUUGUUGUUUGACAAAAAAAUCUAAUAAAAAAAUGUCUGUCCAGACGUCGGUAACCAGCCUCACCCCUAUCCUGAGGUAAAAUAUGGACGAGGCAGUACUUUAUGCCAUCAGUGUGCGUUUAAUACAGAGUAGUGAGGUUUUUAAUUUUUAUUUUUUUAAAAGGAAAUACUUCAGAAAUCUGAGAUGCAGACUGCCAACACAGUGAAAUCUAGCGGGAAAGUUCUAUCUGUGGAUUUUCAACAUUAGAACAUUAGCGAUAGCCUUGUCAGGUAUUUUGAUAACCCGUGAAUCCGGCGUAGGAAUACGCGCACUAGACGAUAUCAGAUUUGUGCCUUUUUAAUUUUUAGCUUAGAAGGUGUACCUCAAGGGUCCUUGUGGAGAUUCUCAAUCUUUUCUUGCUUGUUUUUUUUUCUUCUUUGCCAAAUGUUGAAUAAUUUAAAAAAUUUGGUUUGUAUAUUGGAUAUGUGAGGUAUUUUCCUAAAUUCAAUCCGACAUAAUGAAAAUACGGAAAAUGCUAAAAGGUUUGAUCUGGACAUCUGAGUAAAGACUGAAGACUGCUGUUCCAAAUGAAGGACACUCAUUUUUAGUAUUGUUUAAACAAUGUGUUGGCCUUACAAUCAUUCUCUUUUGAUAUCCACUGAAUGUUAAAGUUCCUGCCCCACGUGUUUUUUUUUCUUUUUCUUUUGUUCUUUUCGUUGUAAACUUUACAACAGUCGUCUCUUGUCAAAAGAAGCAUGCUUUGUUUUUCCUUUAGUCUCUUCAUAUUUAUGGACUUUGUAGAAUCAGUUCUCACUGUCUUACACUUUUGUUGUACAUUUCUGUGUGUGUGAAUGUGAGUGUAUAUGCGUGUGUGUGUCUGCGCGUGCGUGUUUUUGUAAGGCGUGUUAGUUGCCGAAUCCGAGUGUGCUUUGGUGCUGCAAGACGAGACGAAACACACACCGGUUUGGUCUGGGGAAAGUGGGGCAAAGUUGUCGCUGCCAUGUUAGAACCCUCUUCAAUUGUACUGUACUCCUUUGUGUAUAUGAAAAAAUGUUAUAAGUAAAGUUUUACAGUA